GCACACGAAGCCUCACAUCACCAACAGCAGGCAGCACAGAACAGUUUGUUGCCUCUCCUGAGCUCUGCUGUUGAGCCACCUGAUCAGAAGCCGAUUCUGCCCUUACCAAUAACGCAGAAACCUCAACCUGCACCAGAAACAUUAAAGGAAGCUAUUGUUGGGAUUAAAAAGGAAAAACCUAAAACCUCCUUUGUGUGCACUUACUGCAGCAAAGCUUUCAGGGACAGCUACCAUUUGAGGCGUCACGAGUCCUGCCACACAGGGAUAAAGUUAGUGUCACGGCCAAAGAAAACUCCCACCACAAUGGUGCCCCUUAUCUCGACCAUCGCUGGUGACAACAGCCGAAGUUCCUUGGUUUCGACUAUCGCGGGCAUCCUGUCCACAGUCACUACGUCUUCCUCUGCCACAAACCCCAGCAGCAGUGCCGGCGCGACGGCCAUGGCAGUGACUCAGACAGUGAAGAAGCCCAGCAAGCCCGUUAAGAAGAACCACGCUUGCGAGAUGUGCGGGAAGGCCUUCAGGGAUGUCUACCACCUCAACCGGCACAAGCUGUCCCACUCAGAUGAAAAACCCUUUGAAUGUCCCAUUUGCAAUCAGCGCUUCAAGAGGAAGGAUCGCAUGACAUACCACGUGAGGUCUCACGAAGGUGGCAUCACCAAACCAUACACCUGUGGUGUUUGUGGAAAAGGCUUCUCGAGGCCUGAUCAUUUAAGCUGUCACGUUAAACACGUUCACUCAACAGAGAGACCCUUCAAAUGCCAAACGUGCACUGCUGCCUUUGCCACCAAAGACAGACUGCGGACACACAUGGUGCGCCAUGAAGGAAAGGUAUCGUGUAAUAUCUGUGGUAAACUUCUGAGUGCAGCAUAUAUCACCAGCCACUUAAAGACACACGGGCAGAGCCAAAGUAUCAACUGUAAUACCUGUAAACAAGGCAUCAAUAAAAGUAGGUGAACGUUUUAAAA
Apaloderma vittatum (bar-tailed trogon) is the source of this 965-nucleotide messenger RNA. RefSeq names its product vascular endothelial zinc finger 1. Lineage: Eukaryota; Metazoa; Chordata; Aves; Trogoniformes; Trogonidae. Gene Ontology annotation, cellular component: nucleus. The transcript is spliced from 3 exons. The record is from RefSeq and is a predicted model, not a curated record. Bases 304 to 954 code for a protein of 216 amino acids.